AUGCGGACCAUCUUCGUCCUUUCUAUUCUGGCGGCUUGCUCCGCAAUCCGGGAUGACACGCGGCGGGCCAGCACAGACGUGGUGCAGGCUGACUUGGACUCCGGGCCUGCCACGAAUGCCGGCAUACCACACGGAGAUGUUGAAACCAAGAGCAUGUCGGGAUUUGGGUUGGAGGCGCUCAAGACUAUGAAGCGGUCCAUCCCGUCAUGCUAUCGCUCCGAAAUGAAGAAGAUGGCCUUGUGCAUUAUGAACCACCUGACACCUUUCGGGACGCACCAUGUGAUUGUUUCCGACGCAGGUCACGCAGGGGCCGCUCCGGGGACGCGGAGCGCCGCCUACUUCCGGUGGGGCGAGAUCGGGAUUAUGAUCCUCGGCUGUGGGGCGUGA
This is a messenger RNA of Symbiodinium natans, 387 nucleotides long. Lineage: Eukaryota; Dinophyceae; Suessiales; Symbiodiniaceae. The record is from the annotation of a GenBank genome assembly.